UCAAACAUUCUCUCUCUCUCUCGGCAUUUGAUCAUCUAAUCUAAAACCCCAAAACCCUAGAGAGAUAUUGUUCGGUUUCUCUGAUUUUAUCCAAAUGAAGCAUAGAGACAUUGUUUUUGCAGGGAAUAUAUCUCUUGUUAAGGGCUACAAUUUCUCUGUUUUCCGCACAAAUAGAUAAGCGAAUUUUCGAAGAGAGGUUCAGAGAAGGAGGGCGCUUCAAUGGCCGCAAGGGCUUCCAGGAAAAUUUUCAGGGAGGCUCUGUACAGAAAAGCAAAUUUCAAAGCCUUUGGUGGCUCCAGACAUUUGAGUUCGGUAGCUGGAAAUUCUCCCAAGAUCCCUCAGUCUUCUAAGAAAGGGAGGUUAUUGACUGGGGCCACGAUAGGCCUAUUAAUAGCUGGGGGAGCUUAUGUGAGUACUGCAGAUGAGGCAACUUUCUGUGGUUGGCUAUUUUCAGCUACAAAACUUGUGAAUCCAUUAUUUGCCUUUUUGGAUCCAGAGGUUGCUCAUCGGCUAGCAGUUUCUGCGGCAGCCCGUGGUUUGGUUCCGAAGGAGAAAAGGCCAGAUCCAUCGAUAUUGGGGCUGGAAGUUUGGGGACGGAAAUUUUCAAAUCCAAUUGGUCUUGCUGCUGGUUUUGAUAAAAAUGCUGAGGCUGUUGAAGGAUUAUUAGGGUUAGGCUUUGGGUUUGUAGAGGUGGGCUCAGUAACUCCUGUUCCACAGGAGGGUAAUCCAAAGCCUUGUAUCUUCAGGUAUCCACAGGAGGGUGCUAUCAUAAAUCGUUGUGGCUUCAAUAGUGAAGGAAUCGUGGCUGUUGCAAAACGGUUGGGUGCCCAGCAUGGUAAGAGAAAGCUGGCUGAAAUAACAAGCACUUCGAUCUCCUCCAGUGAUGAAGUCCAACCUGGAGGAAAAGCAGGCCCUGGAAUUCUUGGGGUUAAUCUUGGCAAGAAUAAGACAAGUGAAGAUGCCGCUGCUGACUAUGUUCAAGGGGUUCAUACUUUGUCCCAAUAUGCUGAUUAUUUGGUUAUAAAUGUUUCAUCACCAAACACUCCUGGAUUGCGUAAACUUCAGGGGAGAAAACAACUAAAGGAUCUUAUUAAGAAGGUACAAGCUGCUCGUGAUGAAAUGCAAUGGGGUGAAGAGGGCCCUCCACCAUUGCUUGUGAAAAUUGCUCCAGACUUGUCUAAAGAAGACCUUGAAGAUAUUGCAGCGGUUGCUCUUACUCUCCGCUUGGACGGAUUGAUAAUAUCAAAUACAACCAUUUCAAGACCUGAUCCUGUAAGGAAGAACCAGGUGGCUGAAGAGUCUGGUGGCUUAAGCGGGAAGCCUCUUUUUAGUCUAUCCACCAACAUCUUGAAGGAGAUGUACCUUUUGACGAGGGGAAAGAUCCCGCUUAUUGGUUGCGGGGGUAUUAGCAGCGGUGAGGAUGCAUACAAGAAGAUACGAGCAGGAGCAGUGCUUGUUCAGCUAUACACAGCCUUUGCCUAUGAAGGGCCUAUACUCAUUCCCCAGAUAAAGGCUGAGCUGGCACAGUGCCUAGAAAGAGAUGGUUUCAAGUCCGUACGGGAAGCUGUUGGUGCAGAUUAUCGAUAGCUUUAUCCUGAUGCUGCAUGUCAACUGCAGGGGAGCCCAGUUUACCUCCUCUUAAAACCAAGAGGGAGAAGGGAUCUGUAAGUAGAUGAGUCAAGGAUCCUGCUGCCUGAUUAAAAAAAAAAAAAUUUCCGUAGCAAACAUGCUGCACAGGCCACCAAAGAAUGCCAUAUAGCCUCCCUCAGAUUCGUCAAAUUCUUUAACUUUUCAUUAUGGCCAUCAAAUAUUAUUUAUUAAAGAUUUAGUUCCCUUUUAUUGUCUUUACUGUGCAUCUUAGGUGCAUCCAGCAUCGUGGAUGUUGGCUACUGUGAAUACCCUGAAAUUUUGUAUCCCAUAUUUAUAUUUGUUCAGCGAAAGAAAAGUUCAGAUAGAAGUUGCAGAGGGAUCUGUAGUUUCCUCCAUUUUCCCUGUUAAUCAAGUUUGUAUUGUUUGUUAAAA
Molecule: messenger RNA, 2022 nt
Organism: Macadamia integrifolia
Lineage: Eukaryota; Viridiplantae; Streptophyta; Magnoliopsida; Proteales; Proteaceae
Product: dihydroorotate dehydrogenase (quinone), mitochondrial-like
Exons: 13
Coding region: 220-1587 (455 amino acids)
Biological process (GO): pyrimidine ribonucleotide biosynthetic process; 'de novo' pyrimidine nucleobase biosynthetic process
Cellular component (GO): mitochondrial inner membrane; cytoplasm
Molecular function (GO): dihydroorotate dehydrogenase activity
Source: RefSeq, a predicted model, not a curated record